Molecule: messenger RNA, 1195 nt
Organism: Magnolia sinica
Lineage: Eukaryota; Viridiplantae; Streptophyta; Magnoliopsida; Magnoliales; Magnoliaceae
Exons: 2
Coding region: 32-1195 (387 amino acids)
Source: RefSeq, a predicted model, not a curated record
AGCUGAAGAGCCCUCAAUAGAAAGUACAAAAAUGUAUGUGACACGGCCUCUUUCAAUCUACUCAAAAUCUACUGAAGCUAUCCUUACGCCACCACUGGAAGGUCCGAAUUCUGGUUAUUUGGUGGUCGCCGACGAAGAAUAUGAGGUGGAGGCGACAUGUUGCUGGGGGCUGUGUAAAGAUAACAAGCUCCAAAACCUACCUUUCCCUCAGAACAAGAUCCUGACCGUCCGCCACACCGAGCACCAUGGCGAGAACCAAACAUUAUACUGUAAUAAAGCCUACUUCAUCCCAGUUCUUGAUCAGCCAUUGUCUUCCAAUCGAUACUAUGUUAUAAGGGCAGCUGGGAAGCACAAAGGGAAUGCAUGCACAUGUUCAAGGGAGGAAGACAUGAACACAUGUUGUUUUUGCAUGUGUGUCAAUGAUGUGAAGCCCAAACCUCUAGACCACAGGGACAUGUAUCAACAGGUAGAGAUCAUUCGCCGACGUUGUGGUCGCUUUGUCGCCAAAUCCAUCACACCAGAUGGUUUCCCUCCACUGUUCUUGAGAAGAAAAGGAUGGGAGGUAUACACAAAAACUCCGCAUGACUUCCAACUAGGAGAGGCUCAUGGUGUCGAUCUCUCUCUUCGCACCCAUCGGCCAAGAUUCGACUUCCCAAUCUCUAACAAGCGUUCGAUGAACGUUGUAGUAGGAAAGUGGUACAUCCCUUUCAUGUUCAUUAAGGAAGAUGGUACUAGCUCAAAAGAUCAAAUGAAAAAGUCCAUGUUUUAUGAGAUGUAUCUGGAACAGAUGUGGGAGGAGAUCCACAUGUGUGAGAACCACAGCACCAAGCAGAAUGUCGUGGUAGUGAAUACGACUGUGAGAAGGGAGAAGGCUAUGGUCUCUGGUCAGGAAACCAUCCCACGUGUGGUUGAUGGGGCGAUGUGGUUAAGUGGUCCACCAAACAGCAUGGGUGUCGGAUUGAGUAUGGCAGUUGUAGAUAGAAUGAAAUGGGAAGCUUGUAAAGGAGGUUGGAUUGAUGGGAAUGAGAGAGAUUUGAAGGUGGAGAGAGUCGAAGAGUUUGGAGGAGUGAAUGGAUGGAGGAAGUUUGGUUGUUAUGUGUUGGUGGAGAGGUUUGUUUUGAGAAGGAUGGAUGGGAGUUUGGUGAUAACUUAUGAGUUUAGUCACACUCAUGUGAUUAGAUCCAAGUGGGAGUAG